AUGUAUUGUUCUGUGGCCAACCUCCGUGCUCCGUGGUAUGAUGUUCAGUGGCCAGGUUCCGUGCUCCGUGGUAUGAUGUUCAGUGGCCAAGCUCUGUGGUAUGAUGUUCAGUGGCCAAGCUCCGUGCUCGGUGGCACGAUCCCCAGGGGACCAUUACCCCACAUAGUAAAACUCUGAUUGCACCGCCAACUGAAGUGGGCCAGCUUGACGAGUGAUUCGCUAGCUAACUAACGGACGGUGUCAUCUCGUUGUGCGAGGCAGCGGAUAGAACGCUUUUCAGUUAAAUCCCCCAAAGUGGAAACGGAUCGUGAAACGUCUGGUCACUACUUUAUACUGAGAGAGGGAAUUUUCAGCUGAGGGAGGGGGGCAGGGGGCAGGGGAGUAGCAGUAGCUAUGAGUUGUGUGGAGCACACAAAUACACACACAGACACACACACAGACACACACACAGACACACACUACAGACACACACUACAGGCACACACUACAGACAUAGAUGUAGUUUAAACCCAUUCUACUGUUCUGUGUCCUCUGGAGUACAAGUCUCUGUGUUUACAUCCAGGCCCGUCACCUAGGCGACGGAGCAUUCUGUUUACCACCAGGGCUCUAACUAAUUAGCCCACAUUCUCUCUCUACCCUCGUUUUUCCAGGCCUUACGCAACUAACACAUACUCAUUCAAGGGUUUUUCUUUAUUUUUACAUUGUAGAAUAAUAGUGAAGACAACAACAAUAUGAAAUGUUUACAUUUUACAUUUAAAUCAUUUUGCAGACGCUCUUAUCCAGAGUGACUUACAAAUAACACAUAUGGAAUCAUGUAGUAACCAAAAAAGUGUUAAACAAAUGAAAAUAUAUAUUUAUAUUUGAGAUUCUUCGAAGUAGCCACCCUUUGCCUUGAUGACAGCUUUGCACACUCUUGGCAUUCUCUCAACCAGCUUCAUGAGGUAGUCACCUGGAAUGCAUUUCAAUUAACAGGUGUGCCUAAUAAAAAGUUAAUUUGUGGAAUUUCUUUCCUUCUUAAUGCGUUUGAGCCAAUCAGUUGUGUUGUGACAAGGUAGGGGGGCUAUACAGAAGAUAGCCCUAUUUGGUAAAAGACCAAGUCCAUAUUAUGGCAAGAACAGCUCAAAUAAGCAAAGAGAAACGACAGUCCAUCAUUACUUUAAGACAUGAAGGUCAGUCAAUACUUCACAGAGUUCAAGUCACAGACACAUCUCAACAUCAACUGUUCAGAGGGGACUGUGUGAAUCAGGACUUCAUGGUCGAAUCGCUGCAAAGAAACCACUACUAAAGGACACCAAUAAGAAGAAGAGACCUGCUUGGGCCAAGAAACACGAGCAAUGGACAUUAGACCGGUGGAAAUGUGUCUUUUGGUCUGGAGUCCAAAUUGGAGAUUUUUGGUUCCAACCGCCGUGUCUUUGUGAGACACGGUGUGGAUGAACGGAUGAUCUCUGCAUGUGUAGUUCCCACCAUAAAGCAUGGAGGAGGAGGUAUUAUGGUGUGGGGGUGCUUUGCUGGUGACACUGUCUGUGAUUUAUUUAGAAUUCAAGGCACACUUAACCAGCAUGGCUACCAUAGCAUUCUGCAGCGAUACGCCAUCCCAUCUGGUUUGGGCUUAGUGGGACUAUCUUUUUUUUUUGGAACAGGACAAUGACCCAACACACCUCCAGGCUGUGUAAGGGCUAUUUUACCAAGAAGGAGAGUGAUGGAGUGCUGCAUCAGAUGACCUGGCCUCCACAAUCCCCCGACCUCAACCCAAUUGAGAUGGUUUGGGAUGAGUCGGACGGCAGAGUGAAGGAAAUGCAGCCAACAUGUGCUCAGCAUAUGUGGGAACUCUUUCAAGACUGUUGGAAAAGCAUUCCAGGUGAAUCUGGUUGAGAGAAUGCCAAGAGUGUGCAAAGCCGUCAUCAAGGCAAAGGGUGGCUAUUUGAAGAAUCUCAAAUAUAAAAUAUAUUUGGAUUUGUUUAACACUUUUUUGGUUACUACAUGAUUCCAUAUGUGUUAUUUCAUAGUUUUGAUGUCUUCACUAUUAUUCUACAAUGUAGAAAAUAGUAAAAAAAUUAAGAAAAACCAUUGAAUGAGUAGGUGUGUCCAAACUAUUGACUGGUACUGUAUGUUUACCUUGCCUGUGGCCCAAAUGGCACCUAUUCCCUAUGAGCCCUGGUCAGAAAUAGUGCACUAUAUAGAGAAAAGGGGGCCAUUUGGGACGCAGCCCUGGUAAUUAUGCUGAACGGAAGAUGAGGGGAAUUGGGUUAUGCACUGAUCAGUGAUUCUGAUUCUCUCCCCAAAGCACCCAGUCCUAUUGUAUCAGGGUAUUAGUUACCUCUGCCAAGGAGACAGAGGAAAGCAGUGGGGAGUUAGGAUUUGAUUCUAGCUUACAUUCUGCUGCUGUAGUAGAGUGUCCUUCUACAUCUGUGUUGCUUGCUGUUUGGGGUUUUACGCUGGGUUUGUAAAAAGGGCUUUGUAAAUACAUUUGAUUUAUUGAUAUUUACGGUAAUAAACCUUUUACUAUGCUCUUGUACUAGGGUAUUUACCAUAGUGAUGACCUAGCUUUCAGAUAAAUUGGGCAGGUUUUUGUCCCUUAUACCUUUCAGGAUUUAGGCAUUUUGGACAUUAGUAAAAAAAAAAAAAUACGAGAUUAUUGGUCAUUAUAAUAAUGGGUUUCUUUCUCUGGAUUACAAUGGAAUAUUCAUGUUGUUCCAGAAUGAGGAAUGAGGACAACUGAACAUUAUUCUGUAUUCUACCUCUGUGUCGUUAUAGUGAAGGGAGGGAGGGGAGCCAACUGAUGACUGCCUGGGUGCAUCCCAAAUGGCACCCUAUUCCCUAUGUAGAGCACUACGUUUGAUCAAAACCCUAUGUUCCCUGGUCAACAGUAGUGCACUACACAGGGAAUAGGGUGCCAUUUGGGAUGCAGGCCUUGUUAUUGAUGCUCCACAUUCACCUCACUGCAUUCAGCUGAAUUUGGCCCAUUUCAGCAGCUUGCCUCUGUCAGGGCUCCUGUUAAUAGGUCUCUGUGAGUCUCAUUUCAGCAGCUUGCCUCUGUCAGGGCUCCUGUUAAUAGGUCUCUGUGAGUCUCAUUUCAGCAGCUUGCCUCUGUCAGGGCUCCUGUUAAUAGGUCUCUGUGAGUCUCAUUUCAGCAGCUUGCCUCUGUCAGGGCUCCUGUUAAUGGGUCUCGGUGAGUCUCAUUUCAGCAGCUUGCCUCUCUCUGUGUGUGUCUCUGACAGAGUUUAAAAUGCAUUACAUCUGCAUAUCAGUCUAUUCUAUGGGGGGAAGAACUUCUGCAUUAUGAUUCUGGCUGUGUAUUGAUGAGAGUAUGACUGUGUACAGGUAUGUGGAUGCAUGAUGAAUAAUGGAUGUUUCCACACAAGAUCAUUUAGAUCAAUGUUUGUGGUGUGACAGAACAGCAUGUUAGCACACUGAAGUGGUGUGUAACCAGUCUUACUAUAUGAACAUCUGAGCACAUUUACACAUAGAAUAGUACAUACUGUAGAAUACAGAAUUGAAGCCAGUCCCCUCCACCGCUAAAGCCGGGUAUCUGGCUUUCUCUUCCCAGGACUGGCACCCUAGAGCUGGGGGACAAGCUGCUGGCCAUCGAUAACAUCCGCCUGGACAACUGUUCCAUGGAAGACGCUGUUCAGAUUCUCCAGCAGUGUGAAGAACUGGUCAAGCUCAAGAUCCGCAAGGACGAGGACAACUCAGGUAGUGCGUACACACUGGACACACACACACACACACACACACACACACUGGGGACACACACACACACACUGGACACACACACACACACACUGGACACACACACACACACACUGGACACACACACACACACACACACACACGCUGGACACACACACACACACACACACUGGACACACACACACACUGGACACACACCACACACACACACACACGCACACUGGACACACACACACACUGGACACACACACACACACGCACACACACACACACACACACACACUGGACACACACACACACACACACAAACUCACUCAUCAACACACAUACAGAUCAUUAGAGGUGUGUGUGUCACGGGUGGUAGCAGUGUGACUUCCUCCAGAACACACACAGAUGGGUCUGCAGCCCAGUUCAGUUCAGAUCAUCUGUCAGGGCUCGUGCCAAUUAAAUCCACUUCCUCAUCUCAAUGAGCACCGCUGUUGACCCUGGACAGUCCUCUAAUAAUCUCAUUCUCAUCUAAUACUCAUCUAAUACUCUCUGGUAGUCAAAACCACUGUACCAACCUCUCUGGUAGUCAAAACCACUGUACCAACCUCUCUGGUAGUCAAAACCACUGUACCAACCUCUCUGGUAGUCAAAACCACUGUACCAACCUCUCUGGUAGUCAAAACCACUGUACCAACCUCUCUGGUAGUCAAAACCACUGUACCAACCUCUCUGGUAGUCAAAACCACUAUACCAACCUCUCUGGUAGUCAAAACCACUGUACCAACCUCUCUGGUAGUCAAAACCAAUGUACCAACCUCUCUGGUAGUCAAAACCACUGUACCAACCUCUCUGGUAGUCAAAACCACUAUACCAACCUCUCUGGUAGUCAAAACCACUGUACCAACCUCUCUGGUAGUCAAAACCACUGUCCUUGUUAGAUAUAAUUCACCUGACCUAAAACAAAACACCCAAUCUAACCCAUCUCUAUAGUCCUAUGAUCUAAUUAUCCAUACACAUGUUCCUUCCAUUUCCAGGAAAUGGUAUACAUGAAUCAUUUAUCAAAUGUAGCAACACAAAUUUCAAAAAAUGUUCAGCUUCAAUUGUGAGUUGUAUUCAAUUAUUCAUUCCACCCAGUCUCACUGACUGAAUGAUGGAGUUGAUGAACUCAGUAUGUUGGGAAGUAUGACAGAACAGCACAUGGAUACGGAGCCAACCCCCUAUGGACUUCACUGAUACUAACUGAUACUAAAUAAGAAUGAGUAGAAUUAGAAUGUAGAAUUAGAACUAAAACAGAGUGGUUGCAUUUACACAGGCAGCCCAAUUCAGUUUUUUUUCUUCUCAAUAAUUGGUCAGCGCUGAAAAUAUCUGAUGUGAAAAGAUCUGAUCUGAUUGAUCAAAAAGACGAAUUAGUGGAAAGAAGAUCAGAAUUGGGCUGUCUGUGUAAACCCAGCCAACUAAAGAUAGCACUGUCCUUCCCACUACCCCAUUUUCUAAAAGAGUCUUCCCAGUUGACACCUAAACUACUGCAAUGCAGCAGGAGACCCCACGGCCAAUCAUCACAGAGCUAUUAUUCUGUAUGCAAAUGACGCUUAAAUUAGUAUAAUUGUACCAAUUAAAAUGCUCUGUUUGAUCAAUCAGACCAUUAAAAACCAACGCACCAAAUUCCGCCCCUGGGGGACGAGAACCAAUCGGCUCACAGCGGGUGCAGAAUCAAACUGACAUCAGACAUCCAUAUUUACCCAUUCAUCUAUUUACAUGAGUCCCAAAUGACAUCCUAUUCCCUUUAUAGUGGCCCUAUGGGCCCCAGGUCAAAAGUAGUGCACUAUAAAGGGAAUAGGGUGCCAUUUGGGAUGCAGUCCAUGUGUCUGUUUUGUUCCUGUAAUUAUUUGUUUGAACUCAGAACUAAAUAUUUCUACUUGAAGUUGUAACGGAACAGAGAUCGUCCGUUUUAUAGAUCUCACUUCACUGUUAUGACUAAUGCAGUCAGAGUGUUUAAACAACAGACACACAUCCUCAAAGAGUUUCCCAUAUUAAUGUGUUGCAGGCAGCAUGUAUCUGUCACUUUAGAUGUGUGUCUCCUCUUGGGUCCCUCUACCACCCAUGGUCACUGGGAGGAGAGUUAAGUACAAUGUUUAUUCUCCUGGCUCCCCUCACCACCCAUAGUCACUGGGAGGAGAGUUAAGUAAAAUGUUUAUUAUCCUGGGUCCCCUCACCACCCAUAGUCACUGGGAGGAGAGUUAAGUAAAAUGUUUAUUCUCCUGGCUCCCCUCACCACCCAUAGUCACUGGGAGGAGAGUUAAGUACAAUGUUUAUUAUCCUGGCUCCCCUCACCACCCAGUCACUGGGAGGAGAGUUAAGUACAAUGUUUAUUCUCCUGGCUCUCCUCACCACCCAUAGUCACUGGGAGGAGAGUUAAGUACAAUGUUUAUUCUCCUGGCUCCCCUCACCACCCAUAGUCACUGGGAGGAGAGUUAAGUACAAUGUUUAUUCUCCUGGCUCCCCUCACCACCCAUAGUCACUGGGAGGAGAGUUAAGUAAAAUGUUUAUUCUCCUAGGUCCCCUCACCACCCAUGGUCACUGGGAGGAGAGUUAAGUAAAAUGUUUAUUCUCCUGGCUCCCCUCACCACCCAUAGUCACUGGGAGGAGAGUUAAGUACAAUGUUUAUUCUCCUGGCUCCCCUCACCACCCAUAGUCACUGGGAGGAGAGUUAAGUACAAUGUUUAUUCUCCUGGCUCCCCUCACCACCCAUAGUCACUGGGAGGAGAGUUAAGUACAAUGUUUAUUCUCCUGGCUCCCCUCACCACCCAUAGUCACUGGGAGGAGAGUUAAGUACAAUGUUUAUUCUCCUGGCUCCCCUCACCACCCAUAGUCACUGGGAGGAGAGUUAAGUACAAUGUUUAUUCUCCUGGCUCCCCUCACCACCCAUAGUCACUGGGAGGAGAGUUAAGUACAAUGUUUAUUCUCCUGGCUCCCCUCACCACCCAUAGUCACUGGGAGGAGAGAAGUAAAAUGUUUAUUCUCCUGGCUCCCCUCACCACCCAUAGUCACUGGGAGGAGAGUUAAGUACAAAUGUUUAUUCUCCUGGCUCCCCUCACCACCCAUAGUCACUGGGAGGAGAGUUAAGUACAAUGUUUAUUCUCCUGGCUCCCCUCACCACCCAUAGUCACUGGGAGGAGAGUUAAGUAAAUGUUUUUUCUCCUGGCUCCCCUCACCACCCAUAGUCACUGGAGGAGAGUUAAGUACAAUGUUUAUUCUCCUGGCUCCCCUCACCACCCAUAGUCACUGGGAGGAGAGUUAAGUACAAUGUUUUCUCCUGGCCCCCCCCUCACCACCCAUAGUCACUGGGAGGAGAGUUAAGUACAAUGUUUAUUCUCCUGGCUCCCCUCACCACCCUAGUCACUGGGAGGAGAGUUAAGUAAAAUGUUUAUUCUCCUGCUCCCCUCACCACCCAUGUCACUGGGAGAGUUAAGUAUAAUGUUUAUUCUCCUGGCUCCCUCACCACCCAUAGUCACUGGGAGGAGAGUUAAGUACAAUGUUUAUUCUCCUGGCUUCCCCUCACCACCCAUAGUCACUGGGAGGAGAGUUAAGUAAAGUUUAUUCUCCUGGCUCCCCUCACCACCCUAGUCACUGGGAGGAGAGUUAAGUACAUGUUUAUUCUCCGGCUCCCCUCACCACCCUAUGCUCCUGGGAGAGAGUUAGAGUCACAAUGUUUACUCUCCUGGCUCCCUCACCAACCCAUGUCACUGUGGAGAGAGAGAGAGUAAUGUUUAUUCUCCUCUAAGACGAAUGAACUAGAGUCAGUCUAUGUGUGUCAUGCUAUGCAUGUUAGAGCUGUUCUGAGAACUGUGUUAUCCUUGCUCACCCACUUUAGGACUGCAGUCUUUCUCUGUGGGAGAGAGCGAGAGAGAGGCAGAGAAGAGAGAGAGAGAGAAGAAGAGCAGAGAGAAUAGAGAGAGGAGAGAAGAGAUAAGAUAUAUAGAGAGAGAGAUAGAGAGCAGAAGAGAGAGAGCGAGUAGAGUAUCCAUAGCGCUCUUCGAUAAUCGUUGCUAGAGAGGAGAUAGAGCGAAGACGAGAGAGACUACUAUUAUCUACGAUGGCUCUCUCUUCCUAUGUUCGAAGCCUAAGGAGAGAGAGAGAUGUAAGAAGACAUGCAUACACACACGUGCACAUUUCACCGGAUGCACAGAAACAGAGAGACCAAAUGCAUAAGAAACGAAGUGAGUUCUCAGACAAAAUCCAUGAGACCUCAUGCCCUAGAAAGACAGAGGAACUCACUAUAAAUACAAGAGAACAAAAUGUACUUUUACUGUGUUCUGUUCUCCACCAGCUACCAGACCUCAGUAACACAGACUCACUAACAGAGUCCAGGACACAACGUGACCUCAGUAACACAGACAAAGUGAAUCUGGAGCUGCAGAAAGAGAUAAUGUAGCUAUUACACAUUAAGGCUGAUUCUGUUACAUUCAUCUCUAUAUAAUUCAUGAACGAUCAUGAGAGAUUUCCCUCAGAUUACAGCGAUCCACAAAGAAUUCGAAAACAAACCCAAUUUUUGAUAAACUCCCUUAUCUACUGGGUGAAAAACCACAGUGUGCCAUCACAGCUGCAAGAUUUGUGACCUGUUGCCACAAGAAAAGGGCAACCAGUGAAGAACAAACACAAUUGUAAAUACAACCCAUAUUUAUGUUUAUUUAUUUUCCCAUUUGUACUUUAACUAUUUGCACAUUGUUACAACACUGUAUAUAUACAUAGCUUUACAACUCUGUCCCCAUGCUGUCCCUGAGCUGUGACAAGCACAGCCCUGGCCAGGGUUAGGACCAGGGUUAGGGCCAGGGUGAGGGCCAGGGUUAGGGCCAGGGUUAGGGCCAGGGUUAGGGCCAGGGUUAGGGCCAGGGUUAGGGCCAGGGUUAGGACCAGGGUUAGGGCCAGGGUUAGGGCCAGGGUUAUUGUUUAUUUCACUUUUGUUUACUAUCUUCUUCACUUGCUUUGGCAAUGUUAACAUACGUUUCCCAUGCCAAUAAAGCCCUUAAAUGGAAUUGAAAUUGAAAUGAGAGAGAGAGAGAGAGACUCUCUCUCCCAUCUCUACCUACCUACUGAUGUUCCUAUAAGACAAUCUCUCUCUCCCAUCUCUACCUACCUACUGAUGUUCCUUUAAGACAAUCUCUCUCUUUCUCCCAUCUCUACCUAACAGGCCUGGUAAGCUUUCAACAGAGGAAAAAGGAUCAUCAUAUGUUAUAUUAACUGAUAUUAAACUCUCUUAGUAGCAUUGAAAAACAUGAAUUAGUAAAACCAAGUAGGGAUGGCGGAUUUAUUCAGACGCUCACCCGGUUCUUCCUCUUCAAAGAGUCUCCAGCUCUCAGCAGCUGCUCUGAUCUGAUCUGUAUGUGUUAUGGAAACUGUAGCGUAGACCCUCUGAGUUUCAAAUUAGCAGUUGAUCUUUUAACGCUCCUCGUCUGAUGGAGUGGAACUCCAGGGGUGCCCAAGAAAACGCCAGAAAAGCCUAAAAUUUUGAAAGGAAAAAGAAUCCCCCAAUUUUAAACUCCCUUAUACUUUUUCCCACCUUCCACCACGGGUUUCUUUGAAUCCCUUUUCCCCACCAAAAGGGGCCCGUAAGCCAAACAGAAAAAAUCAUUUAUGUUUUUUCCCUGAUUUAAAACUCUUUGACAUUGAAACAGGAUUAGAAAAAAUGGAGGGCAUUUUUAGAGUUUACUUUUUUUUGGUUUCUUAUUUUUGUCUAUCUUCAUGUUUGGAAGUCCGUUCCCAGCUAAACCCUUUUAAUUGUUUAAAAAUGAAUAUGGAGAAUUUCCCUCACCUACCUCUUUUCUCUCUUUUCCUCUUCCUCCGCUUUCUUUCCCCCUCUAUUUUAACUGUUACCCUUGGUUUCGUUAUAAAACCCUGGUGGUGUUUCCCCCCCCGGUUUUUUCAAAUCUCCUUUCCCUCUGUCUGAUCUUUUACUGUUGGUGGCCUCCUUUCUUAUGUUUUAACUCUUCCUCAGAUGGGUUCCCUCAAUUUGGGUAUCCUUUCCACCCCUUUCUUUUAUCUCCAUAUUUCGCUUCCCCCGGGUUUGAUAAAGAACAAAUUUGGGGGGCCCCCUGGAGGAAGAGACCCUUCAAUUUUUUUCCCCGGCCCAUCCCCCUUUCUUUUUUUAAAUCUCUUUCUCUCUCUUUCUCCUCCUCCUCCUCCCCCAACCCUGGUCCUGGCCAGGGCUGUGCUUGUCACAGCUCAGGGACAGCAUGGGGACAGAGUUGUAAAGCUAAGAGACGGAGGUAUACACCGUGUUCUGUUGUCCUGUGUUCCAGACGAACAGGAGCUGUCUGGAUCCAUCAUCUACACAGUGGAGCUGAAGAGGUACGGAGGCCCGCUGGGGAUCACCAUCUCAGGCACAGAGGAGCCCUUUGACCCCAUCGUCAUCUCCAGCCUCACCAAGGGAGGACUAGCCGAGAGGUGAGAGAGCUAGGGGAAUGGGGGUGUGGGUAGCUGGCAGAGACAGGGGACAGGGUGGAAGAUGACAGACAGGGCAGGAUGGGAGGAAGGAAUGUCCUGAGAUACCUGACCUGAGGUUUUGGCAGCCAUUACUCCACAUGUUUUUCUCUCUGUCUGUGGCUCCUGUCAUCUCUAACCAUACUGAUCUGUCAUCUCUAACCGUACUGAUCUGUCAUCUCUAACCGUACUGAUCUGUCAUCUCUAACCGUACUGAUCUGUCAUCUCUAACCGUACUGAUCUGAUUAACCUGUCAUCUCUAACCAUACUGAUCUGUCAUCUCUAACCAUACUGAUCUGUCAUCUCUAACCAUACUGAUCUGUCAUCUCUAACCGUACUGAUCUGUCAUCUCUAACCAUACUGAUCUGUCCCUCUCUAACACGUAUUUUUAAACCCGUAUCUCUAACCCGUUAUUAUCCCGUCAUCUCUAACCGUUCUAUAUCCCGUCAUCUUAACCUAGUGAUCUGAUAUCUGUCAUCUCUAACCGUGAUGAGCUGUUCUCUAACCAUAGUGAUUGAUUAUCCUGUCAUCUCUAAAACCCUAGUGAUCUGAUUUUCCUGAUCUCUAACUGUGAUCUAUUAUCCUGAAACUCUAACAUAGGAUCUGAUAUCCUGUCAUCUCUAACCAUAUGAUCUGAUUAUCCUGAAACUUAACCAAGUGAUCUGAUUUUCUGUAUCUUUUAAACCCUAGGAUGAUACUGUAUCUUAACCAUGUGAUCUGAUUAUCCCGCAUCUUAACCUAGUGAUCUGAUUAUCCUGUCAUCUCUAACCAUAGUGAUCUGAUUAUCCUGUAAUCUCUAACCAUAGUGAUCUGAUUAUCCUGUCAUCUUUAACCAUAGUGAUCUGAUUAUCCUGUCAUCUCUAACCAUAGUGAUCUGAUUAUCCUGUAUCUUUAACCAUAGUGAUCUGAUUAUCCUGUAAUCUCUAACCAUAGUGAUCUGAUUAUCCUGUAAUCUCUAACCAUAGUGAUCUGAUUAUCCUGUAAUCUCUAACCAUAGUGAUCUGAUUAUCCUGUAAUCUCUAACCAUAGUGAUCUGAUUAUCCUGUCAUCUCUAACCAUAGUGAUCUGAUUAUCCUGUCAUCUUAACCAUAGUGAUCUGAUUAUCCUGUCAUCUUUAACCAUAGUGAUCUGAUUAUCCUGUAAUCUCUAACCAUAGUGAUCUGAUAUCCUGUAUCUCAAACCAUAGGAUCUGAUUAUCCUGUCAUCUCUAACCAUAGAGAUCUGAUUAUCCUGUAAUUUUUAACCAUAGUGAUCUGAUUAUCCUGUAAUCUCUAACCAUAGUGAUCUGAUUAUCCUGUCAUCUUUAACCCUUGCAUCUGAUAUCCUUAAUAUCUAACCCUAGUGAUCUGGUUUUCCUGUCAUAUCUAACCAUAGUGAUCUGAUUAUCCUGUCAUCUCUAACCAUAGUGAUCUGAUUAUCCUGUCAUCUCUAACCAUAGUGAUCUGAUUAUCCUGUAAUCUCUAACCAUAGUGAUCUGAUUAUCCUGUCAUCUUUAACCAUAGUGAUCUGAUUAUCCUGUAAUCUCUAACCAUAGUGAUCUGAUUAUCCUGUAAUCUCUAACCAUAGUGGUCUGAUUAUCCUGUCAUCUCUAACCAUAGUGGUCUGAUUAGAAGCAGCGCCAAGGUCGGCCUCACAAAGUCUCCAUGACCUCUUCACUCACUCAGACUGACACAAGGCAUUCUGCACAGUGUCUCCCAGACUCCAAGCAGACAGUUUCUCUCUCUCUCUCUUUCUCUAUCCUUUGCUUUCUCUCCCACCCCCUCUCUCUCUCUCUCUCUGCCUCUCUCUCUCUCUGUGGUGCUGGGGAGAACUGACUGACUGAAACCCUGGGGAGGCUUGGAUAGCUCAGGCAGACGCCAGACCAGAUGGUCUGAGGACAGAAAAUGUGCUUGGCUCAGUAGGAUAAAGAGUUGAGGUUUCUGGGGGCACUAAUCUGACAGAUCUUUUACACUCUCUUUGCACACAGACCUUUUCUCCUGGGUCAUGUUCAGUAGGGUACACUGUAGCCAAAUAAUGUGCAACUUCCUAUUGGUAGUACAUCCCCGUUUUCACAACGUUUGCUCCCUAAUGAACACAACCCUGGUGUUUCUCUGUGUAUAGGACGGGAGCGAUCCACAUCGGGGACAGGAUCCUAGCCAUCAACAGUAACAGCCUGAAGGGUAAACCACUGAGUGAAGCCAUUCACCUGCUGCAGAUGGCUGGAGAGUCUGUCACCCUGAAGAUCAAGAAACAGGGAGAACGUGAGUAGAGGACACACAGUACACAGUACACACCCAGAGGUCAAGGACCAUGCACACAGUACACAGUACACACCCAGAGGUCAAGGACCGUACACACAGUACACAGUACACACCCAGAGGUCAAGGACCGUACACACAGUACACAGUACACACCCAGAGGUCAAGGACCGUACACACAGUACACAGUACACACCCAGAGGUCAAGGACCGUACACACAGUACACAGUACACACCCAGAGGUCAAGGACCGUACACACAGUACACAGUACACACCCAGAGGUCAAGGACCGUACACACAGUACACAGUACACACCCAGAGGUCAAGGACCGUACACACAGUACACAGUACACACCCAGAGGUCAAGGACCGUACACACAGUACACAGUACACACCCAGAGGUCAAGGACCGUACACACAGUACACAGUACACACCCAGAGGUCAAGGACCGUACACACAGUACACAGUACACACCCAGAGGUCAAGGCAUGACAUAGUACAACCAGAGCCCUCACUGGGGUCAAAGACCGUCACACCGUACACAUGACAUAGUACAACCAGAGCCCUCACUGGGGUCAAAGACCGUCACACCGUACACAUGACAUAGUACAACCAGAGCCCUCGCUGGGGUCAAGGUUCAGGUAACACGCUGUACAUUAUAGGGAAGCUACAUAAGAAUAGGAUAUACCUUAAUCGACCUGUCAAUGCAAUCUACACACAAAAUGUUAGUUAUCUAUACUGUGCUGUACUGUACCAUACACACACACACUGUGUACUAUACACACACACACACACACCUAAACACACACACACACACACACCUUUUUGCAGUGGAUGAAAUAGUGUUUCAGCACUAUCACCCUAGUGCCAGAACCCUUGUUCGGUUGGGUUAGGCCGCCAAAUUGAUUCAAUAAAUAGAAUUUACAGCAGAUAUGGUUCCAUUACAGAAGACAAUUUGCUCAUAUCUUGAGCUGUGCAUUCAGUGCCUGCUUAUUUCUGCUGAAUUAGAGUGAGAUUGAUUGACUUAGAAGUUGGCUGGAAACAGCUGUGUGGGAAAAAUAACAGAUUGCAUGAUCAUUUCUUCCUGUGCUCAUCUCUUUCCCUCUCUGACUCUCUCUCUCACACUACACCUCCCAUUCUCUCACUCUCACCACCCUUUCUUUCUUUCUUUCUUUCUUUCUUUCUUUCUUUCUUUCUUUCUUUCUUUCUUUUUCUUUCUUUCUUUCUUUCUUUCUUUCUUUCUUUCUCCUCUUUCCCCCCCUAGUGGCCAGUCCCAAGCAGCCGUCGGUGUCUGGUCGUCUCAGUGAUGUGAUGCUGAGUGACGUGGAGGACGAGGCAGGGUUAGGGGGUCUGGGAGGCCAGGCAGAGAGCCAGAAACCUGGGAAUCUCUCUGACCUCUACUCCACCACCAUCCCCUCUGUGGACUCAGCCGUGGAGUCCUGGGACGGCUCAGCCAUAGACAACACCUUCAACACCCAGGGUGAGAGGGAAGUGUGUGUGCGUGACAGACAGACAGAAUGGGAGGCUCAGCCAUAG
Coregonus sp. 'balchen' is the source of this 13930-nucleotide messenger RNA. NCBI's taxonomy places the organism in Eukaryota, Metazoa, Chordata, Actinopteri, Salmoniformes, Salmonidae. The record is from the annotation of a GenBank genome assembly.